Molecule: messenger RNA, 529 nt
Organism: Phytophthora infestans T30-4
Lineage: Eukaryota; Oomycota; Peronosporomycetes; Peronosporales; Peronosporaceae
Product: histone H2A type 1
Exons: 1
Coding region: 24-446 (140 amino acids)
Cellular component (GO): nucleosome
Molecular function (GO): DNA binding; structural constituent of chromatin; protein heterodimerization activity
Source: RefSeq, a predicted model, not a curated record
CCACCACCACCACCUCAAGAACCAUGUCUGGAAAGGGAAAAGCCGCUACUGGAGGCCGUGGCAAGAAGACCGGCAAGAGCUCGACGCGUUCGGCCAAGGCAGGCCUGCAAUUCCCCGUCGGUCGUGUCGCUCGUUACCUUCGCAAGGGCCGUUACGCCCAGCGUACGGGCAGCGGUGCCCCGGUCUACAUGGCCGCCGUCCUUGAGUACCUCUGCGCUGAAAUUCUCGAGCUUGCCGGCAACGCCGCUCGCGACCACAAGAAGACGCGUAUCAUCCCCCGCCACAUUCAGAUGGCCGUCCGCAACGAUGAGGAGCUAAACAAGCUUCUGGGCGACGUGACCAUCGCCUCGGGUGGUGUGAUGCCCAACAUUCACUCCGUGCUUCUGCCCAAGAAGUCGGCUUCGGCUGGCAAGAAGGGCAAGUCGUCGGCCUCGCAGGACUACUAAGUGCAUUCGCGUUUAGUGUUUUCUGGUCUAUGAUCUUAUUGAGCGCGAUCUCGGUCGCCUCUAACAUGCUGAGUUAGCUUGCU